Molecule: messenger RNA, 4908 nt
Organism: Mauremys reevesii (Reeves's turtle)
Lineage: Eukaryota; Metazoa; Chordata; Testudines; Geoemydidae
Product: E3 SUMO-protein ligase ZBED1-like
Exons: 3
Coding region: 57-2255 (732 amino acids)
Molecular function (GO): DNA binding; protein dimerization activity
Source: RefSeq, a predicted model, not a curated record
GAGACUGCAAACAAGCCAGCAGCCUGUAUUAUGCCCAUGGUAACAAAGCAAGCGAAAUGGCAGAUGUAAACUCCAAGAGGGCAUCUCAGUUCUUGCAAAAAUGUAUUAAGCCAGAGGACAACGGAGGGGACGCACAACCCAAAGAGGAGAUAAUAGAAGAGCAGUCUCUCCCUGUUAUCACGCAAUCCUACCCUCAGACAGUGCAAGAGGAAAUAUCGAUGGUGUUCAACACCUACAACAUGGCAGCCAACCUCGGCCCAGCCUCCAGGAGAAAGAGGGAGAAAGGUGCAAAUCACGAUGGCACAAGCACCUCCCUCUAUGUUGACCGCCGCAAGUCCAAGGUGUGGAACUAUUACACCAAGCUGGGAGAUGCCUAUGUCGAGUGCAACGUGUGCAAGAAGCAGCUCUCCUUUCACAACAGCACCACCACCAUGCGGGAGCACCUGGUGAGGAAGCACAGCAUUCGCGACACUUUGCUCUCGCAGCUGAAGGAUGACCAGGCUUCCGAGUCUGACUGCAUGGCUCAGGAGAACAUGAUAAAGAGGUCCCGGCAGAUGACACCGGAAAACUACCUGUACCAUGCCGCGUCCUGCUCGGAACCAAGGACUGAUGUGAUUUUGGAACUGGUGCUUGAGAUGAUAUUCCGUGACCUCCAUCCUCUUUCCGUGGUGAAAGACAAGGGUUUUGGCCUCCUCAUUGGGUAUCUAGAGCCUAAUUUUACCCUCCCAUCUCCUAUUCAGCUCUCCAGCAUGCUGUGGCAUAGAUACAAUGUGGUGAAGCAGCACCUGGAGCGCUAUUUGCAAACAGCCCAGUCCAUAGUCAUCUGCGUGGAGUUCUGGGUGUCCCAGCCCAACCAGACAUACUUGACAAUCACGGCCAACUUCAUCGACGGGGAGUGGCGCCGGGCGAGAUGUAUCCUGGAAACCCAGCCAGUGCAUGAGACUAAAGGGGCAGGUGAUUUAGGAGAGAAGCUCUUCAGCAUCCUGACAGAGUUUGGGUUGUCGAACAAGUCCAUUUUCUGCGUGAUGCACGACAGCCUGCAGAACACAGUGAUGAAUUCGCAGCCGCUCAAGAGGGCUUAUGGCUGGAGCAGCCUGUGCUGUGCUGCCCACACUCUGCACCUGUGCAUCAAGGCAGGGCUGGAGGUUGAGCAGGUGCAAGAGGCUCUGACUGCUGCCCGGGGCAUCGUGAGCUACUUCCAACAGGAUGCGAAAGCCACCUGCUCGCUGAACAGCAAGCUGGAAGCGAUCAACAAGACCAAGUUGAAGCUGGUGAUGGAUGUGGGAUCUCGCUGGAUAACUACCAUUGAGAUGUGCGAGAGCCUCCUGGACCUCAAAUGGGCGAUCAUGUCCCUGCUGGAGGAACAUCCCAAAGGGACGUUGGCUGUGCAAAACUUAGCUGACCACCAGUGGAAGCUCUUGCAGGACCUGGUGCCAGUCAUGAGGACGAUUAAGAUCGCGACAUCAUUCUUGCGUGAGGAGCAGAACAUCUCCAUCUCUUCUCUGAUGCCUUGCAUCCAUGGUAUCGUCACUGCCAUUGGGCAGCAGUUAGAAGAGUCCAGCGAUGUCAUCAAGAUGGUGGUAACCAAUAUAAGGUCAGAGCUGAUGCAGCGCUGGAGUAUAUCAGAGGAUGAGAAGGUGCUGGAAAGCCCUGCGAUUAUUGCCUCGUUUCUAGACCCUCGUUUCAAGGAGAUGAGGUUCCUGAGUCCCAACCUGAGGAGUGAGCUGCAUAAGAGAGUCAAAAAUAUGCUAUCAGAGGUCUUCAACCACCAGUCCCCACCUUCUACCCAGUUCUGGGUGCCGAACUCAGAUUACAAAGCAGAGGUAGGAGAAGCAGGGGUCCAGCUGUCUGCUCAUAAAGACAGAAUCCCCAGUGGCCAGUCCCAGAGCAUGUAUGACAUCCUUUUGGGGAAAGAUCCAACGGAGAGCAUGCCUGAAAUCCAUCAGCAACUGGAGAACUACAUCGUGGAACCUCUCUGCAAACGCAGCACCAACCCACUGGACUGGUGGAAAACCAAUGAGCACCGCUUCCCCGCCGUGGCGAGAUUAGGCAGGCAGUACCUUGCCAUACCAGCCACUGUUGUGCUGCCAGACCAGGCCUUUGCUGCCAACGAGAGCACCCUGGAGCAUCGGAGAGCAGUCCUCACUCCUGAAAAUCUGGACCAGAUUCUGUUCUUGCACCAAAAUUUUGAUUUUUUAGAAUCAAUGAGAAACAGUAAUGAGAUGCGGGGCAGAAAUCUGCAUGCCCAGUACUAAAAUGCAGUGGGGGUGGGGCUGAGUACAGAGGUGAUGUGUAACAGUGUUUAACGCUUCCCUACCUUCUCGGUGGGAUUUUGCCUAACUUCAUUCCCAUUGAAAUUAUCCUUUGAUGUCAAUAGAAGCAGAGUUAAGCCAAUGCUGAGUGUUUUCAAAAUCCUCCCUACAUGUACAACACUGGUUUUGUAACCACUUUGUGAUAGUUUCAUCCAACUCAAAUACAAUAUAAUUCCAGAGCCGAAAGAAAAUGUUAAGUUCUACCAGUUUGGACUUCUUAGCAUCACCUCUGAAUUUGGCCCUGGGGCGUGCUAGUAAAAUCCUAAAGGAUAUACAAAUUCUCAUUGUAGCAAUCUUUUUACAAAACAAAGGUCAAAUAUAUUAAUAUAUGUAAAUGUUAAGACUAUUCACUGCUGCAUGGAUCCUACUACUACAUAGUCAAAAGCUGUGAGUUUUUAUGAAACAGGCCACUGUCCACUAUUUUGAGAUGUUAUUUAAGUUGCACUGAUAAAAGUUUCAGUCCUCAGAGCUACUCUCCUCUUCUCCAACGGGUUGUUCCUGGUAAGAGAGAGAAGCAGCUGGAAGUUGUUCCCGUAGGGAUGGGUCACUAGACUGGAAGACAGACCCUGUCUGUUGCCAGUUUUCAGAGGGUAUGCAUCAAGGCAGGGCUGGAGGUUGAGCAGGUGCAAGAGGCUCUGACUGCUGCCCGGGGCAUCGUGAGCUACUUAGCAAUGGGUCACUAGACUGGAAGACAGACCCUGUCUGUUGCCAGUUUUCAGAGGGUAUGCAUGGCUUGGUUGAGAGGAGAGAGAGCAGAAAACCUCCCACAUAAAGGGCCAGAGCCUCAGCUGGUACAAUACAUCAAUGGAGCUUUGCUGAUUUACAUCAGCUGAUGACCUGGCCCAUAAACUUGAAUCUUCACUCACACACCAGUUGUAAAGCCAUGUAACCCUGUCUUCAGUGGAGAUACUCCCGACUUACACUGGUCUCAGUGGCUGAAGAAUUGGAUCAUACUAAUUUUGCAUCAGUUUAAUUAACUUAGUUUAAACUGGUUUAUAUCAAUUUAAUUUGCGUUCGUAAAUUUACAGGCACAAGCUAAAUCAAUACGACCAGUUUUAAAUCAGUACAAGGGUAUCCACAGUGUUUGCACAUUUUUUAGUUAAACCAGUGAAACUUGUAUGUAGACAAGGCUUGGGUGAGUGACAGGCUUCCAAGUGAAGAGCACCUUGAGAUGAAUGGAGGCACUGUUCGAGGCCUUCUCUCUGCAUGCUCAGAAGACAGCUGGUCAUAUUUUGCAGUUGUAAGGCUAGAAAGCUUUCUUUAAUUGUAGCAGGGUAGUCACCCUGCUCCUGCCCUGAAGGGCUUAAAACAGCCCUGGGAGAGGGCUGCAGCGGGGGAAAUGUUAGGCUGAUUGGGGGAAGCAGCCACAGCUGGGGCCACGCCCCAGUCAGGCCACAGCUGGCCCUAUAAGAGGGCUGAGGGCCAGAGAGUGAAACACAAACACUCUCUCUCUAGCUUCCCUGAGAGAGAAGGACCUGGCUGCCUGGGAAGCUUAGGCAGAUACUUAGGGUGCAGAAGUGCUGAGGAAGGGCAGAAGGAGCUGGGGAGCUCCAGUCUAGCAAAGCCCCAGGCUGCAGGCCGAGUUAAGGACACAAAAGGGUACAAGGGCUGCAGAGGGGUGGCCCAGGAAUAGGCAGAGGCAGCUGGUCCAACUCCUCUUGCCGAUGAUGAGUGGUUUACAGACUGCAGUCCACCCCAGUGAGCGGGGGCUAGAUGGUGACUGGCAGUAGCCACUGAGGCAAGGUGGGGAUAGGGGGUUGGGGGUUCCCCUAGGUGGGGAGACCCAGAUUGUGGGUUGCUGCGGUGGGCAGAAUCCCUGGACAAAGAGCACUGGGGUCCGGGAGGGACACGGGGGCGAGCAGCAGGCGAGACAUCAGCCGGCAGAGGGCACUCCAGAGCUGGAAAAGAGCUAAUUUCCUGGACAACCAGCAGGAGGCGCUGCACUGGUGAGUCUUUGCCCCGCCACAUUAAUCUUUAACUUUUUUAAAAAAAAUAACACCUUAAAUUCUGCAGAAGCUAAUGGACAAACGUCCAGGGAAACUGUCCUACUUGCCAUGGGUGAGUAUGUUUGUCAAGCCCUUGACCUGAACAUUGCUGCUUUAGUAAGAGGCUCUACAAGAGCAUUUUGACUAGUGUGAGGAAGGAUUUCAUCAUCCAACCUCGCAAAACAGCCACCAACCCAGCAACAAAAUCUGUUUUCCAGUUCUUGCAUAAUGAUGGGGGGGAACCCUAGUUAUAUUUGACUUGCUGUUCAAGCAAAAGAAAUCCAAUAACAAUUUAACUUUGCAGUUUUGCAAUAUUGUAUUGCUUCUGCAAACAAAGGGAUAGACAAAACCGGUGCAGUAAUUUAUGACUUGCUAUGGUGCUUUAACAUAUUCUGGGAUAUUAACAGUGGGACUGCUAGACAGCUGAUAAGAUUUAUGACAGAUCAAACAGACUGUUAGUUCUGUUGCUGGAUCUUGUGCUGCUCUCAUCACUGUAGUAUCUGAGUGUCUUCCAGUGAUAAAAUAAACAAGGGACUGACAUGUCAUGUGUGGCUCUCAUUCCAUUACUCUCCCCUGGGGGAAAACUGCAUGUGACUAAAAAUAAAAGGAAG